Manihot esculenta (cassava) is the source of this 1807-nucleotide messenger RNA. RefSeq names its product pathogenesis-related thaumatin-like protein 3.5. The coding region runs from base 523 to 1440 and encodes 305 amino acids. NCBI's taxonomy places the organism in Eukaryota, Viridiplantae, Streptophyta, Magnoliopsida, Malpighiales, Euphorbiaceae. The record is from RefSeq and is a predicted model, not a curated record. Gene Ontology annotation, cellular component: extracellular region. Gene Ontology annotation, biological process: defense response. The transcript is spliced from 3 exons.
GACGAGUCUCCCUGUUCUGCUCUUCUUCUCUCAAUUUUAGUUUCCAGUGUUAUUUUCGCAAAGGUUCCUGUUGUGCCACUCUGCAUUUAUGCCAUGAAAUCGAUUAGACCGAUUCUUUUCCCCAGAUAUUGAGGUGAUUGGCACUGCCUUGUUUUCCAAGCGGAGUCCGCUUUAGAUGCUGCAAAGAAAUAUUUCUUUCUUUUAUGUUUCUUGUGGUAGACAAACUUUGUUUAGGAUACUACGAGUUGAGUUCUUUAAUUCCUUGUUAAGAUCUCGGGAUAAUAUAAUUCUUGUGGACCCUUGCAUAACUUCUGUCUUAUAAUAUAUUUGCCUUGAAAAAGGUAUUCUUUCUUCGUGAGGCCGCUCUUACAAAAGAAAUACUAAAACCAGGUAGGUGAUUUUGCGGCUGAGAGAUUUAGCAAAGCAACCUAAUCUUUCAGUUUAGGCUUUGCCUAUGUCACAGAUUCCCUUCGCUACAAUAUCUAGGGAUUGGCCCUUGCACGCAAAUUCACAGCUGUUACAAUGUCGAGAAAGAUGUCCGGAAUUGUCGUAGGACUCCCAAUAAUUUUCGUUUCUUUCCUGGUUUCACGCUGCUAUUCUUGCACGUUCACCAUAACAAACAACUGCCCGCAAACCAUAUGGCCUGGCACGCUAGCAGGCUCAGGUAGCCCACAGCUUCCAACAACUGGAUUACGCUUAGACCCUGGUCAGGGCGUGCGAGUUCCAACUGUUCCAGGAUGGUCAGGCAGGAUAUGGGCGAGAACUGGUUGCAAAUUCGACGCGUUUGGACUUGGCUCUUGUCAAACUGGGGAUUGUGGAGGAAGACUAGAAUGUAAUGGCAUUGGAGCCACACCACCCGCAUCUCUCUUUGAGAUAACCCUUGGAAGAGGCAAUGACAAGGACUUCUACGAUGUGAGCAUCGUAGAUGGUUACAAUUUACCUCUAGUUGCUGCCCCUCGUGGAGUCCAUGGUGCAUGCAAUGCAACUGGCUGCGCUUCGGAUAUCAACAUGGGCUGCCCAAGGGAACUUCAGGUGGUAGGUGGGGAUGGUGGAGGAGGGGGAGUAGUCGCAUGUAGGAGUGCAUGCGAGGCAUUUGGGCUGGACCAGUACUGCUGUAGCGGAGAGUUUGCUAAUCCAACCACCUGCCGCCCUUCCUUUUAUUCAUUCAUUUUCAAGCGAGCUUGUCCAAGGGCUUACAGCUACGCUUUUGAUGAUGGCACCAGUACUUUCACAUGCAAGGCUUCUGAUUAUGCCAUUGUUUUCUGCCCUAAUGCAAAUGGGAUCAGGAUGUCUGAUGGUACAGUUGGUACUACAUCCGCUGCAGUAAUUCACAAACCCAACGAUGGAGAAACUGUGAAAAUGUCUUCUUCCUCAAACAUCCACCUACCUAUUCCAAUGUGGAUUCUUCUCUUCAUCCUCAAUCUAUCCUUGAAGACAUAAAUGUCCAUCUUAAUGGCCUCUUCAACACUACGCUGCAUAGUGAAUAAUAGGUGUUCAGCAGAAUAGAUUCCAGCAGAUUAAACGACAAAUCUUGCGGAUAAUACACAGUACAAGUGCUGAGCUUAAUGCAAGUGUUAUUUUAUACUAAAAAAUGUUAUUGAUUAAUUUGCUUCAUAGCUCUAUUUGAACAUAUGAUUCUUGGCAUUAUCGGGUUUGGAUUGGUCCAAUGGAGUCAAGGUUUUCUGUUAUUAUUGAUUUUUGAAGAAGCAAGCUGACAGUGCAAAGAAUGAGACUUGAGCACAUUCUCAUCGUCAUUGUUUUAACAUCCAUAUGCAUAUCUGAGAUGAAUAAUAAAAAUAUUCACACG